This is a messenger RNA of Pterocles gutturalis (yellow-throated sandgrouse), 380 nucleotides long. RefSeq names its product peptidyl-glycine alpha-amidating monooxygenase-like. The transcript has 5 exons. The record is from RefSeq and is a predicted model, not a curated record. The annotation marks the transcript as partial. NCBI's taxonomy places the organism in Eukaryota, Metazoa, Chordata, Aves, Pterocliformes, Pteroclidae. Gene Ontology annotation, cellular component: extracellular region. Gene Ontology annotation, molecular function: peptidylglycine monooxygenase activity.
GAUAAACACAAGGACUGCUCUGGUGUAACUUUACAUCUGACACAUCAAAAGCAGCCUUUGAUUGCUGGAAUGUAUCUUAUGAUGUCUGUGAACACUGUAAUACCACCAGGUGAGAAAGUGGUUGAUGCAGACAUUGCCUGCCAUUACAAAAGGUUUCCAAUGCACCUUUUUGCCUACAGAGUUCAUACACACAGACUAGGUAAAGUAGUGAGUGGAUACAGAGUGAGAAACGGUCAAUGGACAUUGAUUGGUAGACAGAGUCCACAACUACCACAGGCAUUCUAUCCAGUACAACAGCCUGUAGAUGUUAGCUAUGAUGAUAUCCUAGCAGCUAGAUGUGUGUUCAGUGGUGAAGGCAGAACUACAGAGACACAUAUAGG